Messenger RNA from Candida tropicalis MYA-3404, 1854 nucleotides. RefSeq lists its product as uncharacterized. The record is from RefSeq and is a predicted model, not a curated record. NCBI's taxonomy places the organism in Eukaryota, Fungi, Ascomycota, Pichiomycetes, Serinales, Debaryomycetaceae. Gene Ontology annotation, cellular component: ubiquitin ligase complex; cytoplasm. The transcript has a single exon. Bases 1 to 1854 code for a protein of 617 amino acids. Gene Ontology annotation, molecular function: protein binding.
AUGCCCCCUAGUUCGACAACUACCAACGGAGAUAUUGAUCUGAUAUUUUCCCUAAGUCAUCAUCUAGAUACGCCCUCGUCAUUGUCAAUUUCUUCAUCUUCUGCGAGACCUACCUCGUCACCAAUUGAUCAAGAUCCAGAAGUGGCGAAAGUAUUUCAAGAAAUAUGUAUGGCAUGUCGUACUGGAGAUAUAGAAGUAGUUGAUUCAUUAUUAUCUACACCUAAUCUUGAUAUAAAUCAAGUUGAUGAAUAUGAUUAUUCCCCUUUAAUUCUUAGUUCAUUAUGUGGACAUUUUAAAAUUGUUGAAUUAUUAUUAAGUAGAGGAGCUAUUUGUGAUAGGGAUACUUUCCAAGGAGCUCGUUGUAUUUAUGGUGCAUUAACUGAUGAAAUUAGAGAUUUAUUAGUUAGUUUUGAUAUUUCAAAAGCAAUUGAUGCAAGUCAACCAUUUGCUGGUCAUAUUUCUUCCUUGUUAAAUCCAUUAUUGAAUUCAUUGAAUAAUGAUAUUGUAUUUCAAUUUAAACAACCAGGAUUACCUAAAGAUUUGCAAUUUUUUAACCUUCAUAGAUUUUUAUUAGUUGCAAGAAGUCCUUAUUUUAAAGAGAAAUUAUUAAAUGAUUGGAGAAACUUGACAGUUGUUACUAUGCCUAUGAGUGUUGAUCCCUCGGUAUUUAAACGUAUUGUGGAUUAUAUUUAUCUUAGGACUGAUUCGGUAAUCAACGACUAUUCUCUGAACAUGCAAGAUCAGUUGUUAGCUUUAGCACAAAUGUAUAAACUUUAUGAUUUAAUUGAAGGUAUUGAGGAAAUUCAAAGCAUAAAAGAUGAAAAAGAAAAGGCUAAAAUAAAUCAUGAUCUAUCAUUCAAGUUUGUUGAAAAGGCAAGAAAAGAUUUGGAUUCGUUUUUAAUUAAUAAUAUUUUAAAUGAAAAAUUAUCCAGUGAAAUGGAUUUAAAGGAAGAUAUCGAUCUUGAAGAUAUAGAUUGUCAUGAAUUUAUAACUGAUUCUCAAAGAGAAACAUUACUUGAAUCUGAUUCCAUCCCUGAUGUCAUACUUUCAUGCGUUGAUUUAGAUACUGAAUCGGUGAUCUACUAUCCCGUGAAUAAAUCCAUCAUUGCAAGAUCUGAAUAUUUUGAUACCAUGUUUAAAUCGGAAAUUUUUCUUACUGCUGAAGAGGAUUUACCAAUGUAUAGAGAAUUUGGUAUUGAAGUUGUUAAUCGUCCUCAAGUUGAUAUUGAUCAUUUACCAAUGAUUCAGCUAUCUACAAGUACAUCAUAUCAAAAAGUUGCAGAAAUGGUUUUAUCUUAUUUAUAUCAUGAUGAUGUUCAUGAUAUACCUUUAAAGUUAUCUAUAGAGUUGCUAUUUGCUGCCGAUGAAUUGUUUCUAGAGAGAUUGAAGACUAUGAGUGCAGUUAAUAUAACAUCACAAUUUCAAAAAUUUACUUUUGGGGAAUUCCAAUCAUUAUUUGAUAAAACCGAUUAUGAUGCCUAUGAUUUGAUACGAGCUUCAUGGCAAACAAGAUGCGAUAAAUUAGAACAACACAUUACUAAAAUGAUGGCAUAUAAUCUUCCUGAAAUAUUCAACAAUCCAAAAGAACGUUCAAAAUUUUCAAAACUUAUUAAAGAAUCAGCUGAAAGAAUUAAAGAAAGACAAGAUACUGAUACUAUUGAGUUGGUUGAUGAUAUAAGAUACUACCUAGCUAAAAAAUAUGCCAUUAAUCAAGAAACCGAAUCUUUUGAUCCAACGUUUAAAGAUGAUAACUACUCAGAUGAUAUUAAUCUAUAUAAAAAUGCAUUGAUUCAAUAUGAAAAAGACAUUGAAAUUAUAGAUUAUCUAUUGGAUCUGUUACAAUUGGAUGCUUAG